AGUACGGGGUGGCUCUUACUUUCCACAUUCAGCCAGAACCUCCGUGGAACCACCGCCAGUAAGGGUCAGGAAAAAUGACCACCGCCGGAUACUUUGUCGCUGUGUCCCUUCUGUGUCUCGCCUCCCCCGUCUCAGCUGCAGGGAACGAGUGGAGCUAUGAAGGGGAGCACGGACCGACUCACUGGCACGCGGUGUACCCGACCUGUGGGGGUGAGAAGCAGUCCCCCGUCCACAUCGAGACCCACAAGGUGUUCGUGGACCACAAACUGACAGAGUUUGAGAUGGACGGCUACGACCAGAUCAAAAAUCUCAACAUGAGCCUGACAAACAACGGACAUACGGUACAAGUGGACCUGGUCGGACUCCAGCCGCGCCUGAGGGGUGGGGGUCUGUCACAUGACUACCAGGCUGCCCAGUUCCACUUCCACUGGGGGGCCACGGACGACAGAGGGUCAGAGCACGCGCUCAACAACAAGCGCUACCCCAUGGAGAUGCAUAUCGUGCACCACUCCACCCGCUACACGGGGGUCAAGGACGCCAUGGAUAAGUCGGAGGGCCUCAAAGUCCUGGGGUUCUUCUUUGAGAUUGGCGAAGAAAAUGUAGAGUUUGAGAAAAUUAUUUCCCACUUCAAAGAAAUAGCCCACAAAGACGACCACGUCGAGAUCGAGGCAACCCCGCUCCGCUCCCUCCUGCCCGCCGACCUGAGCACGUACUACCGGUACCUGGGCAGUCUGACCACGCCCCCUUGCUACGAGACGGUCAUCUGGACAGUGUUCAAGGAGACCAUCAAGGUGUCCAAGCGGCAGCUUGAGAUCUUCCGACACGAAGUGAAGCAGAAUCUCCCAACCGAACCGGAUAUUGAGUUAACCGACGACUUCCGGCCUAUUCAGCCUCUCAACCACAGAAACAUUUACACCAGUAACAUUAACGGAAGAACCCAACAACUUCCGCCGGUGUCCAAUCCUCUCAACUCGGGAGCGGUGCUUAACGUCUCAAUAUUAUACGUACUCGUAUUAUUCUUAUUUGUUCAAUUUCUCUCAUGAAAUCCUGAUACACUGGUCCAGAUGUGAAAACGAUGUAUUUGUAUUUGAAGUAUACAGUCCAUACAUACUCUAAGAUAACUCUACGAUACAUUUUGUAACUCUUAUUGACCAUCUCUUAUUUGAAUCAACGAUAUGACGCAUAAGAAAGUGAAAACGAUAAAGAAACUGAUGUAGGUGAAUGUACACUUGUUUAGUUUGCCACCAUAAGUAAUACUUGUAUGCUUUGUUUAUCUGUUUAGAUAUCAGUAUAUACCACAUUGUAACAUUCAAUUUGUUGCACUGUACUGUUUUAAAAGCCGCUGUACGCGUUGCUACUGCAUGUACAGUUGUUGUUUGUACGCCGGACUCUCUAGUGUUGCUUGUCAUUGCUGGACCCACACACCGGGCGCUUCCACGUGAUCGACUUACCUGAACUAACUGUGAUAUCCCUUUGUGUAUGUUUGUAUCCCUGGAUACUCAUUAUUUUGUUUCUGUAAUAUCUUACUUCCCUUCUGUGACUCGAUACCAAUGCAAGAAUAAAGAGAAAAUGAUUAAAAUUAAAAAUAACCUUUUUAAAAGUUAUUAAACAAUUGAUGUGACAAAAUAUGAAACCAAAUAAAUAAUUGUAAACUCUG
Molecule: messenger RNA, 1657 nt
Organism: Magallana angulata
Lineage: Eukaryota; Metazoa; Mollusca; Bivalvia; Ostreida; Ostreidae
Product: carbonic anhydrase 14-like
Exons: 8
Coding region: 75-1043 (322 amino acids)
Cellular component (GO): plasma membrane
Molecular function (GO): zinc ion binding; carbonate dehydratase activity
Source: RefSeq, a predicted model, not a curated record